Messenger RNA from Ipomoea nil (Japanese morning glory), 680 nucleotides. RefSeq names its product myosin-14-like. Lineage: Eukaryota; Viridiplantae; Streptophyta; Magnoliopsida; Solanales; Convolvulaceae. The coding region runs from base 70 to 576 and encodes 168 amino acids. The record is from RefSeq and is a predicted model, not a curated record. The transcript has 3 exons.
CUCUCACGCAAUACCUCAUUUUUCUGAUGAAACCUGCUUCUGACUUUACAAUUGGAGUUUGAGAAGCGCAUGAGGGCUGACAUGGAGGAAGCCAAAACUGAAGAAAAUGUGAAACUACAGUCUGCUUUGGAAGCCAAAACUGAAGAAAAUGUGAAACUACAGUUUGCUUUGGAAGAAAUGCGAGUUCAGUUUCAAGAGACUAAAGAAUUGCUCAUGAGGGAACAAGAGAAACUAAAGGAGCUUGCUGACAUAGAAGAGGCCAAAACUGAAGAAAAUGUGAAACUACAGUCUGCUUUGGAAGAAAUGCGACUUCAGUAUCAAGAAACUAACGAAUUGCUCAUGAGGGAACAAGAGAAAACAAAGGAGCUUGCUGACACAAAAUUGCUCAAUGAGCCUACUGCUCAAAACGAGUUUCCUAAGGUUGACCAGGACGAAGCCAAAACCCAGGCAAAACUACGAGCUACUUUGCUUCAGCUCCAACAGGCUACCGAGCUACUCUUGAAGAAGGCACGUGAGCCUGACCUACUCUUGGAGAAGGCACCUGAGCCUGUGGAGAAGAAUGCUGACCAGGUUUAGCUUGCUGCUCAAAACACCUUUUCAGCUUCAGGGUCACUCAAUUGGGCUAUAAUGCACAGGAGCCAAACCACUACAAAAUUGAAUUCAACCAAUUAGCUAGUCUA